Staurois parvus is the source of this 570-nucleotide messenger RNA. The record is from the annotation of a GenBank genome assembly. Lineage: Eukaryota; Metazoa; Chordata; Amphibia; Anura; Ranidae.
UCUCAUGCAGCAAGUGAUAGAGAUUCUCCUGAGAUCUCAGAAGGUGCAGAGAGACACUACAAUAGAGGAUACAGGAAACAUAGCAAUGAUGCCUCUGAAGACAAGAGAGAGGACUUCCCCUGCAAGGAGGAGGAGAAAGCUGAGCAGGACUCAGAACAGAGGUCAUCCCGCAAGAAGAAGACCCGCACUGUGUUCAGUAGGAGCCAGGUCUUUCAGCUGGAGUCCACCUUUGACAUGAAGAGGUACUUGAGCAGCUCUGAACGAGCUGGCCUAGCGGCCUCCCUCCAUCUCACAGAGACACAAGUAAAAAUCUGGUUUCAGAACCGCAGGAACAAAUGGAAAAGGCAACUGGCCGCUGACCUAGAGGCUGCCAAUAUCUCCCAUACAACCCAAAGGAUAGUCAGGGUGCCCAUACUGUACCAUGAGAACUCUCCUGCCACUUCCUUGGGUUUCAGCUUGCCACACAUCUCCCCACCCUUGGUAGGCUUCUCCAGCUCUGUCAACUAUCCCUUGACCACCUUCCCAAACUCAGUACCCUUUAUAAGAUCACAGAUGACCGGACUGGUCUGA